Messenger RNA from Pisolithus orientalis, 1638 nucleotides. RefSeq lists its product as uncharacterized. The record is from RefSeq and is a predicted model, not a curated record. The coding region runs from base 34 to 1272 and encodes 412 amino acids. The transcript is spliced from 2 exons. Lineage: Eukaryota; Fungi; Basidiomycota; Agaricomycetes; Boletales; Pisolithaceae.
CGUCCACGGAGGACGAUCAGUCCGGCAGCUCGUAUGCAUAUGGCGUUUGACGGCCCAGUGAAAACCGUUUACGAGGCGUACACAAAACUCUCGCACGAUGAAUUAAUUCUAUUCCUCAAAGUCCGAAACCUGCCUACCCCGGGCACGGACUCCGAGCUGGCAUCACGACUAGCACAACACGAUGUCCACACGUAUCACUUUCCAACUACCUCAAGUGAACCUCAACCUCCCUCGGGUUCUUCGGAUGAAGAUAACCACAAGGCAAGGCCUUGUCAUCAGAUGCGAACGCCCGACUUGCCAGUCGAGAUUUUGGUCCACAUCAUUGACUAUCUAAACGAUUGGCCGUUAUCGCGUGCGUUAGGCUUGCCCACCUCUCUCCAAGUACCAAUGGAUUGGUCCAACGCGUGUCCUACGGACUUAGCGAUGUUGACGGGAUCUAUCCCGGUCAUCCGUGCUGCUGAUCCCGCUACAAACCCACCCUCGAAACUUGGUGCUGCCGCCGCUGUUCGCUUCGAGCAUGUUCAUGUUCUCGAAUUCUUUCUCACGCAGCAUCGGUGCCUUUUCUUGUCCAUUUUCAAGGAUGAUCUAAUUCCGAUCACUGCCUCAAAACACGGUCGCACCGCCGUUCUUGCAUGGUGGAAGCACGGCUUCGAGCAGCACCCAGAUCUUGUGCAUCCUCCAAAGCCAGGUUCUAUUGCUGAAGCCGUGGACGGCGCUUCUCGAAAUGGAAAAAUAGCGUCCCUUGAUUGGUGGAUUUCCUCGGGGCUUCCCUUUGAAUAUACGGAGGCUGCUCUUGAGCAAGCCAGUGCAAAGAACAGAAUUGCUGUGCUUGAUUGGUGGAAAAGGCAGCAUUCCCAAAAUGGCUUGACACUCAAAAUCGGACGUGUUAUGGAAAUGGCGAGUAAUGCUGGACAUGUGGGUGUCCUUGAGUGGUGGGCGUCGUCGCAACUAGAGUACCCACUCGAUCGCCACAUUUUGCAGCGUGCAAGCACCCUCGGGAAGAUUCAAGUGCUGGAUUGGUGGUUAGGCAGCGGUCUCCAGUUGUCCUUUGAUCAGGAAGCCCUCAUUGGAGCAACACGCCAUAACCGUAGCGAGGUGUUGGAGUGGUGGGACAAAAGCGGAUUGCCUGUCCAGUAUCGGAUGUGUGACAUCGAAGAAGCUCUGGAAGAAGCGAUGGGCGGUGGGGACAAAGCCAGAGAUUGGUGGAAGAAAAAGGGGGUGGAUUUCAAAGCCGACGAUAAGGAAUGGAUGAAACUUCAGACCCUCAAUUGAUUGGAACCACUCCCUCAUGAACCCUUUCACACCCCAUCAAACACUCGCAUCCUCACCUGUGCCCAAUUACAUAGCUAUACAUACUUAUUCUGGUUCUUCACUCCACAACUGCGCAUAGUACACACAAUUAUUGUCAGCAUUGAAGGUAUACAUACACUUCUUUCAGAUGUUCUUUGUUUGACUGCUACGUAGCAGUGUUGAUUAGUGCUCGACUUGUGCAGAAGGUUCUGUCAAGUGAUACAAGGCUGGCAGACAUCUUGGAUAUGCCCAACCUUCCCAAGUCACGGAUGGUAUACGUCCGCUGCUAUUCUUCAUGAAGGUGCCUGAAAAACGAGUCUCGUUACCACAAUAUGAUCGCAGUUGACG